Messenger RNA from Exophiala viscosa, 2175 nucleotides. RefSeq lists its product as uncharacterized. Gene Ontology annotation, biological process: protein linear polyubiquitination; proteasome-mediated ubiquitin-dependent protein catabolic process. Gene Ontology annotation, molecular function: ubiquitin-protein transferase activity; ubiquitin binding. NCBI's taxonomy places the organism in Eukaryota, Fungi, Ascomycota, Eurotiomycetes, Chaetothyriales, Herpotrichiellaceae. Bases 109 to 2055 code for a protein of 648 amino acids. The transcript has a single exon. Gene Ontology annotation, cellular component: ubiquitin ligase complex. The record is from RefSeq and is a predicted model, not a curated record.
CCGUACUUGUAUCGCCGCCUCACAUCCGUAAUCAACUACACUACAUUUCUUUAUGCCUACCUGACCUAGACUCCCUUCUGAUCAUGUCGACUGUCCACGGCCAUUGUGAUGUGGCUUCAGUCAAAGUCGUCCAAACGCCCUGCUAGUUCCUCGCCCUCCACACCCCGAGCCACGCCUCCUACGCCGCGAGCGACAUCUCCAGGCUCCACUCUCAGCGAAGUACUACGCAAGAAUCCCUUUCGCGCGGGCUCCAGAGAGUCUUUACCGCGGAUACAGAAAGAUGAAGACACUUCAAAAUGCUUGAAUAAAGACCUCCAUGUCCUUGCCGAUCUCUUUCCCGAUGUCAAGAUUGAAGUCCUCCGGGAGUUACUCGUUCGAUUCGACGGAGACAGUAGACUCCCGAUAUGCACCGAGCAACUGCUCAAAUACAAGGUGGAGUGGGCUAGAGGGCGCAUGAUUACACCACCACGAGAUUUGGAGGAGCCGCUUCUUGUCGACGACUUGUUCAGGACGAAAGAAUACAUUGACGCUGUCAAAUGGAUAGUCGCACGGGAGUUCAGUGCACUCAGCCGGAGCGCCAUUGACGCAGUACUGGCCGAAGUCAACUAUUCCUACACACACGCGCGACCUACGCUGCAAGUCAUUGCGAGCAGAUCAUGGAAGAAUACAUUCACAAGCCUAUUCAAGAAGAGGCGAUCUCAAAGUGAGGCUCCGUCAGUACUUCUGGAGAGGACGAAGUCGGAGCCCGGCGGCGCGAAAAUGCUGACUACAGGAAGCCUCGAACUGGACCAGGAACUGUCGACGCUGUUCAUGACGCCGGUCCAAUCCCAGAGAAAAGACCAGCAAGUUAUUGACUUCGAACUAGCCCAGGCACUCAAUGUAAAAGAGGCAGAGGAAGCAGGCGCCUUGUUUGAGUGUCAGGUGUGCUAUAACGAUGUCCCCUUCGAAGAUAUCUCAUCAUGCACCCAGUCGAAUCACACGAUUUGUCUAGACUGUGUACGACGCACCCUGCACGAAGCCAUUUUCGGACAAGGCUGGGCUAAGUCAAUCGACGUUGAACGCGGCACAUUGAGGUGCCUUGCAUCGGCAGCGGAGGACUCUUGCGAAGGCUUCGUACCUCAAGACCUUGUCCAACGAGCCAUUCUCCGUGAAAGCUCAGGCAGUGAGACAUGGACCAGGUUCGAGGAUCGUUUGGCUGAACACAACCUCCAAAUGUCCGCCAUACCCAUCAUUCGUUGCCCAUUUUGCUCGUACGCCGAGGCCGAGCAAGUCUACGGUACCCCCUCAGCCGCGAAUUUGACCUGGAAGUUCCGUCGACCCAGCGGCAUUAACAUCUUCCUGUUCAUUUUGCUCCUUGAGCUCCUCCCCAGCAUAUUCUUCCUGCUCAUUCCUAUUAUGCUGCUGCUGCCAAAGUAUUCCAUGUCCCUCUUCUACACAGCGCUCGGCCACGCUGCGUCGACAAGACACACUACACGUUUCAUCUGCCGACGACCCUCCUGUUUGCGGAAAUCCUGCCUCAAAUGCUCAAAGGCCUGGCACGAUCCGCACGUCUGCCACGAGCCCUUAAUUGUCUCACUGCGCACCACCGUCGAAGCUGCGCGGACCGCAGCCAUCAAGCGCACCUGCCCGCGCUGCGGGACCAGCUUCGUCAAGUCGUCCGGCUGCAAUAAGUUAACCUGCGUAUGCGGGUACAGCAUGUGUUAUCUGUGUCGGAAGAACAUUGGCAAAGCGGGCGCGAACGCCGAUGGUGGCGAAGGAUACAGGCACUUCUGUGAGCAUUUCCGUCCAACACCAGGCUUGAAGUGCACCGAAUGUGACAAGUGCGAUUUAUACCGUGCCGAAGACGAGGAUGCGCAGGUCAAGCGUGCGGGCGAGGAGGCUGAGAAGUUGUGGAGGGAAAGGGAAGGCAUGAUCGGUGUUAAAGGGCUAGAAGAUGCUGUGGGGAAUGUUGCUGGCGAAGAUACCUUAUGGCGACAGUUUUGGGAAUGGAAGUGGAGUAUACAAGGCGUUGUGGAUGGUCUGGUGGAUCGGUGUAUCGUCGUAGACAUUGAUUAGGACGAAGGAAAUGAGCGUCUCGAUACGCCGAAUGGACAAUGAUGAUCCCCCCAAUCGCAUUUGGUGCCGAGUGCGCUUAGAGCCAAUGCUAUUUCUAGACUAUGUGCAAGCAAGGCUGAA